Messenger RNA from Lasiosphaeria miniovina, 2229 nucleotides. Its product is annotated as OPT oligopeptide transporter protein-domain-containing protein. Bases 1 to 2229 code for a protein of 742 amino acids. Gene Ontology annotation, molecular function: oligopeptide transmembrane transporter activity. The transcript has 3 exons. Gene Ontology annotation, cellular component: fungal-type vacuole membrane. The record is from RefSeq and is a predicted model, not a curated record. Lineage: Eukaryota; Fungi; Ascomycota; Sordariomycetes; Sordariales; Lasiosphaeriaceae.
AUGGAGGAGAAGCAGCCCGUCCAUGCCACAGCAACGGGCACCGUCAAGCCCUUCGCCGAGAGCACGCCGCCCUUUGAGAACGUGGGCGACAUGAAGGAUGAGGGCACUGAGGAUGGCGAGAUCGUCGAGGAGGAUCUCUACAUCCCCCUGAAGAUGGACCCUGGUAUCCCCUACGAGCCAAAUCCGUUGACCAUCCGAGCCGUCGUCACGGGCAUCGUUCUCGGCUGCCUCGUUAGCGCCUCGAACCUCUAUCUCGGCCUCAAGACUGGCUUCACGUUCAGUGCCAAUAUGUUCGGCGCCAUCUUCGGCUAUGGUUUCCUGAAGCUUCUGGAGAAGGUCGGUGGCGAAACACCCAUCAUCGGCGGUCUCUUCGGCCCCCAGGAGAACUCGAUUAUCCAGGCUGCCGCCACCGGAGCUGGAGGUAUCAGCGGGAUCUUUGUCGCUGGCAUACCUGCCAUGUAUCAGCUCGGCGUCAUGGGCGAGGGUCGCACACCCAAGGAUGACAUCGGUGCAAUCUUUACCAUUACGCUAGUCUGCUCCUUUUUAGGGCUCUUCUACGUCACCCCGCUCCGCAAGUUCUUCAUCAUCCAGGUCGCUCGUGAGCUCAGACUCAUGUUCCCCACCCCCACCGCCGUCGGCCUGACCAUCCGGUCCAUGCAUGCGGGCGCCGCUGGCAGCAUCGAGGCCAUGAAGAAGCUCAAGUGCCUUGGAAUUUCAUUUUUCGGCGCCCUCAUUCACCGCGUCGUUUCCUACUACGCCGUUGGCAUCCUCUACGACUGGCACUUCUUCACGUGGAUCCAUAUCUGGAGUGGCCAUACUAGCUGGGCUAUGAACGUCGAGUCCUGGGGCUGGUUUUUUGAGUGGACCCCGGCCUUCAUUGGCUCGGGCAUUCUGAUCGGUCUCAACCCGGCCAUUUCCAUGUUUGCCGGCUCGGUUCUUGGCUGGGGUCUCAUUGGGCCUCUUCUGGUCCACUAUGGCGAGUGCAUCGGUAUCGACCUCUCGGAUGGUGACCCGGACUGGGACGGCUACUACUCCUUCUACUCCCUCAGCAAGCUAGGGCAGCGAACUCCCUCUCCUCGAUACUGGCUGCUGUGGCCUGGUGUUAUGGUCAUGGUGUGCGCCUCCAUGGCUGAGCUCGUUGUGCAGUACAAGGUCAUUGGAGUUGGGUUUAAGUCGCUCUGGAACCAGGCGUGCUCGAGCGCCAACAACGCCCUGCUAUCCCGAGGCAAAUCUAGUGCUUUCCUAGCCAAGCACGGAGCUCCGCGUGAGAGGACCGAGUUUGAGGUUGAGGAUCCCGCGCCGAAGGAGCAGCAGGUCAAGGACUGGAUGUGGCUCACUGGCCUCCUUGUCACGCUGGUGGUGGGCAUGCUCAUCUUCCACUUCCUCUGGGAGAUGCACCCCGGCUUGACCAUCUUGUCUUUCCUCCUUUCCUUCCUCUUCUCGUUCCUUGCCAUCCAGAUCGGCGCCGUCACCGACAACACGCCCCUCACCGCCGCCUCCAAGGCAUCGCAGCUCAUCUUUGGCGCUGCCACCUCACACUCGGGCUACACGGUCCAGCACGCCCAGAAACUCAACCUCGUCGCCGGCGGUCUUGCGUCAGGUGGCGCUGAAGUAGCUAAUGCUCUCGUGAGCGAUUUCCGAACCGGUUUCCUGCUUGGCACCCCUCCGAUCAAGCAGUUCAUUGCGCAGGCCUGCGGAACCUUUGUCGCCGUGUGGCUUGCUCCUGGUCUUUUUGUGCUCUUCACAUCGGCAUACCCGUGCAUCUAUGAUCCUUCCAUUGAGCACUGCCCCUUCCAGGUCCCGUCGGUGACGGCGUGGGCAGCGGUCGCUCAGGCCGUCACAGACCCCAACGUCAAGAUUCCCCUCAAGAGCGGAAUCUUCUCCAUUGUUAUGGGCGCCGUCUCAGUCAUCCAGGUGAUCAUCCGUCACUACUAUUUGGUUGGUGAGCGCGAGAAAUACCGCAAGUGGCUGCCUAACUGGGGUGCAAUUGCGCUUUCCUGGGUCAUUCCCGCUACUGUUUACGGCACUGCUGCGCUUCUUGGCGCCAUCAUUGCCGCACUCUGGAGGAAGUGGGACAUGAGGACCUGGGACAUCUAUGGCUAUGCCCUUGCUGCCGGUCUCAUUGCUGGCGAAGGCCUUGGCGGAGUUGUUGGCGCCGUUCUCACACUGGCUGGCGUAGACGGUGCCGUAAAGGGCACCAACAUUGCCUGCCCGAUGCUUCAGUGCUAA